Spodoptera littoralis (African cotton leafworm) is the source of this 3420-nucleotide messenger RNA. The record is from the annotation of a GenBank genome assembly. NCBI's taxonomy places the organism in Eukaryota, Metazoa, Arthropoda, Insecta, Lepidoptera, Noctuidae.
AUGUGGUACCGAUGUAGUCAUCUCAGACCAAAGCUGUUGUGUUUACUGUAUAUUGUGUUUAAUAGUGUCGAAAUAUCAAAAUGUCUGGUACUGCGCGCGUACCUAUCGCAGCAUGGCCUGCACGGCGAGCUGGAGUUCUCUCACAAGAACAACACGCUCAUCAGCAUCAGAACCAAUUUGAAGCCCACACUCCAGUACCCUGACGGAGUCUGGCGGUGGACCAUACACGAGUUCCCCGUCGACUACAGGGACCUGUCCGAGGACAGGUGCUCCGACGCUAACUUGGGGCAAGAAAUAAUUGAUCUCACUGAAGAAUUAGGCUACCUCAUAAUACCGGGUAAAGACCACGCAGAGUUCGAGAGCAAAAACACAUUGACAGGCCCGAACGGUCUCUGGGGCAAGAGUAUAGUGUUCGAGACAGCAGAGAGGGACAGAGUGAUCUGCGCGUCCAUAUUAGCGACAGACAAGACUUACGAGAAGAACGCGAUAGCGAGGUUCACGUCCCCAGUCGCCGGCGCCCUGCACUUCAGGUGGCUCUCAGCGAGGGAGUCGGACGAGUCAGACUCGUACAUCCAAGCAGACCUGUACCACACCAAAGCUGUGUCAGACAAAGCACAGUUCACAGAGCACAAGUGGAAGCUAUUUGUGACGGACAUCUUCGACGCGGACAAGGGGAACUACGAGGACAACUGCAAUGUUCUGCAGCUUGUGUUUGAUCCGGAGAAUAGUGGAGACGGGAUGAGUGUGGGGGAUUUGGACAGCAGGCUGGGGCUCAUCAAGGUGGCGACGGACGCCAACAUCAUGAAGACCAAGACGUUGUUCAAGGAUGAAGUGAUCAAUGUGCUGCGGAGCGACAUGGAGGUGACGCGCCGCAGCCUCUACGUCGUCAUAUACGACAACCGACACCCUGACAGCUUCCUCGCCUGCGCCAAGCUCAGGCCUAUGCUACCUAAAAGCACUAAAGCUCUAAUCAACAUGGAGGGCAUCCGGGGCUCUAUAGACUUCACGCAGCGCUCCCCCUUCGACCCAACCUGGACGAACUUCCAGCUGGGUGCAGCUGACCAGGACUACGAGUCCAACCUUCGCUUCGUGAGCUCCGUCUUGCAGUACAACGUGCGGGACCUGCCGCCGAGGCUGGUGGCUGAUGACGUGCAAUCCUACUGCAACACUACCAGUGACAUCUAUAACCCUACUCGAGUGGAUUUGAAGAACCUGCCACCUCCAGGUAUGGGCACACAGGACCAGUAUCCAGUAGGACACCUGCUGGGCAAGCACAAGGACCGCACGGAGUACCUGAACCAUAAGUACCUGCUGCCGGGGCUGGCCAGCGAGCUCAGCGGCGCCUACUGGGACGUCUACCUGCCGCUGCAGGGCGUCCACAGCGUCGUGCACAGAGCCAUCGUCGUUGAGAGACGAGAACCAAAGCGUAACGUGUGCGGUACCAUCUUACUGUACGAGGCGGACACGGAGUACCAGACCCCGAUGUUCUCGGCGCAAGUGAUAUUCAGGUACCCCAUUGUGGGCCGCGUCGUCUUCCGCCAGCCACAGGACAGACCCUGGGAGGACACCACCAUCAUCAUUGAGAGCAUGGUCCACGCAGACGGAGCUAACGUGAACAACACGCGCGACCACCGCUGGGCCAUCCACGAGCACGCCCCAGGCGCGGACUACUACAACUGGACGGGGCGCUGCCUGAGCGCGGGCCGGGUGUUCCAGCCGCAUGCGCUCGACAUCGACACUAGGCACCCGGAGUCAUACUGCCGACCUGGCCUGGAGGGGCUCUGCAGGCUUGGCGACUUUACCACCAGGCACGGCAUGUUGGAAGUGGCCGGCAAGAAGGUGGACUCAGCGCGUCUGACGCGGCGGCUCUUCACUGACACGGUGAUAUCUCUGGCAGGGAAGCACUCCAUCAUGAGGAAGUCACUGCUCAUCUAUGAUGACCACGGUCCCGUCGCUCGAGGGGAGCGCAUGGCUUGUUCCAUUGUGAACGGGCUACACCGUCGUAAGGCAGUAGUACGGGACUGGUUCGGUAACGGGGAGCCAGCACCAUUGAAGGGCCGCAUCGAGAUGACGCAGCAGUCGGAGUACGACAUCACCAACGUCAUGGUCACACUCGACGGACUCGUCGACGUCACAGACUACAAGAUACACGUGGUGCCAGUAGAGCGCGACCUGGAGUUCCCCUGCGAGAAGACCACGCUGUACGACACGUUCAACCCGUUCCACAUCAACAGGUCCCUCAGCCCACCACCCACUAAAGGUACGGCGGACCAGUACGAGCUCGGUGACCUGGGCGCUAAGUACGGGAUGGUGGAGUCCCAGUCACUGACCACAUUCUUCAACGAGACACAACUGUCUCUGUUCGGGCCAUACAGUGUGCUCGGAAGAUCCGUUGUGUUACAUAAGAAGAAACACCGUCGCUGGGCAUGUUCCUCCAUUGAGCGUGGAUACAGUCCAUCCGAGGCCCGGGAGUUGCGCGCCAUCGCAUCGUUCCAUCACCCGGGGGGGUUCGCCACCGGGUACAUUCGCUUCACACAGCUUAUACACAACGACGGCAGUGCCAGCGACACUGUUAUUGAAGUCAAAUUGAGGCAUCCUGGCGUCCGGGAUACCAAUGUGACUCUGAACCACAACUGGGCGAUCUUUGUAAACCCUGUAGGCGUGGACGCGGCAGUGAAGGUGACCAACACACGUUGCGUCGCUGGAGGGUACAGGUGGAACCCUUACUUCACACAGUUAGCGGACCCACUCAAUCACGACCUGUACAACCAAGAGUGUGGGCCGGACAACCCACUGCGGUGUGACGUCGGAGACCUCACCGCGAGAUUGGGCACUAUCAACGUAGGCAGCAAGCGUCAGAUGUUCAUGGACAGUAACUUCCCGCUGGAAGGCACAGUGAGUGCGGUGGGACGGUCCAUCGUCAUCUUCGGGCCGGAGAGGAGCUCGGAGCGGUUCGCGUGCGCCAACAUCGAGCCCGACAAGGACAUCAUCAAGUAUGUCAACAUCAUGAAGCCGCCCAGAUUCGUACUUGGCAUGUUCCUGGAGGACAUGCGGCGCGUGAUGGGCGUGCCGGAGUGGAUGAUGUCGCUGGACGCGCGGCGCACGCGCACGCUGCACGGCGGCUCCUGCAUACAGCUGCUGCUGCACUUCACCGGCCCACACGCCAACAGACUCGAACUGGAUUUCACCAAAUUACUGGCAUCAGGUCGACUGGACUCGCCCACUAUCUUCAUCCCCGGCUACGUGAACACCAAGAGGAAGAAGACCAUCUCCUACAGACAGUGCGGCACCACAGACCCUAAUGAUAGGAAAAAGAACUCGUACUUCUUCUCAUCGAACCGAUCAUCAGCGACAGUGACGUCACGAGCCCACGCGCUGCUACUGCUGUGGUGCGUGGCUCUAUGGUUACUGCGGCCCUAG